This is a messenger RNA of Trypanosoma theileri, 351 nucleotides long. Its product is annotated as cytochrome c oxidase subunit 10. The transcript has a single exon. The record is from RefSeq and is a predicted model, not a curated record. NCBI's taxonomy places the organism in Eukaryota, Euglenozoa, Kinetoplastea, Trypanosomatida, Trypanosomatidae. The coding region runs from base 1 to 351 and encodes 116 amino acids.
AUGAUGCGUCGAGUCUACUCUCGUGUAGCGGGUUUAUGUGCUGUGCCCUAUAGCCGCAAUGUUCAUUUUCCAAUCACACCUCCCCCAAUUGAAAUUGAAUAUUUGGAUGAGGAUCCGCUUGAGUUUGCGGUCCGUACUGAAGCUCGUAAGUGGGGUUUUGAUGACAUGGGGUACAUGCGCGAACUUGCUUUCGUACGCAUCAACAACAAUCCGACUGUUGGUCAGUUUCGCACAAUGACAGCGGAAGAACGUCGCAACCUCUUUUGGGGUAGUGACAGACAGGACUUUUUCCGUCAUCUCACAUUUACAUUAACUGGAACUCCAGAACACCUCUACCAUCGUGGUUGGUAG